Messenger RNA from Diabrotica virgifera virgifera (western corn rootworm), 708 nucleotides. RefSeq names its product SRA stem-loop-interacting RNA-binding protein, mitochondrial-like. The transcript has a single exon. Bases 1 to 270 code for a protein of 89 amino acids. Gene Ontology annotation, molecular function: mRNA binding. The record is from RefSeq and is a predicted model, not a curated record. NCBI's taxonomy places the organism in Eukaryota, Metazoa, Arthropoda, Insecta, Coleoptera, Chrysomelidae.
AUGGCUACGAAUGGUGUUCGCCAACUCUACAGAUUGUAUGUGAGCAACAUUCCUUGGACCGUUGGUUCAAAAGAGUUAAGAACUUAUUUCAGUAAGUUUGGACAUCUGCAACAAGCUACUGUUGUAUUUGAUAGAAAAACAGGACUGUCUAAAAACUACGGCUUUAUUACAUUUAGUAACCGUGAAGGCUUAGAAAGCGCCACAAAAAAUAAUUUACAUAAAUUGGAGGGAAAUACAAUAAGAGUACAGCCAUCAAAUCCUGAAAAUUAAAAAAUGGCUGAUGCAGUAGAUAAUUUUAGUGAUUUACAAGAAUUAGGUAUAGAUAUAAAUGAGGAAGACAGCUUGACUAUUUCUUUUAACAAAGCAGCCAGUCAUUUACAGAAGCUUUUGCCCAAUGUCGAUAAUCAGACACUCCUUACCUUAUAUGGCUAUUACAAACAAGGUACUGAAGGCACUUGUACGACUUCCAAACCUAGUUGGUAUGAUCUUCGUGCAAAGUCUAAGUGGGAUGCUUGGAAUAAACUAGGAGAUCUACCCCAGAAAGAAGCUAAGACACUAUAUAUAGACACUCUUAAGAAAUUAGAUCCUACAUUCGAUGAUGCUCCCUUGGAGAAAUCUGAGGAACAGUGGAUAAAAGUAUCUUCCAUGUCCAAGGACGAAAUCCCUCAGUCAGAGCUCACAGUAAUAGAUUAUAUCAAGGAAAAUAAU